CUGUCUUGCACCUCGUCGACGAUGUCGUGGUCCGCCGUCAGGGAGCGCGAGCAUGAUCCGAGCUCGAUCCAAGCAUGCUGGCUAGCCUCGCUGGACGAGUACCAUUCUCACCAUCCUGUCGCUUCGACGAGCAAGCUGCCCGACGUGCGCAACCUCUCACCGAGCCAACAACGACAGAUCUCAUCCUUGUGGUUCAUGGAUGCUGCCGAUCUCGAGCAACUCAAGGCGCUCGAUGAAGCUGAGAAAGCUGCAAAAGAGUCCAAGACGGUCGAAAAGGGCAAGAUGAAGCUCAUCAUGGACGAUCUGGCCAACAUGGACUGGGAUGAUGCAGACUACUGGGGAGAGGAAGACGCUGGCAGAAAAGAGGGAGACGAGGUAGAAGAGGAGUAUGAGGAUGAGGAGAUGGUCGAGGAACAAGACCCGCAGGAACAAGAGAAACCCACAGAGCAAGAGCAGCAGGGCACGGUCAGCAGCAGCAGCAGCAGCAGCAGCGAAAACAGUGGUAGCAGUAGCAGUAGCAGUAGCAGUAGCAGUAGCAGUAGCAGCAGCAGCAGUGACAGUUUGAGCAGCAGCGCAUCAGACUCAGAGUCAGAUUCAGACAACGCUGCGACUUCGAAGCCGACAAGUGUCGCGACAUCAGAGAUGCCCAGCGCUGCCACUCCACCGACGCAACCGAGCACAAAGCGCAAACGCUCACCUGGGGUCGCCAAGCCAGAGGCGACACGACCUGUGCCGCCGGCGCCAGCGCAGCCUGCUGCAGUCGAUCCUUAUCUGCAAGCCAUGAACCAAGCAUGGUAUGCUGCCGGCUAUGCGACAGCUCUGUAUCAGUUGCAGCAGCAACAUCAAGGCAAGACGGCCUAAUGUUUGCACACAGACAGUACCCGAUUGCAUUACAACCUC
Messenger RNA from Mixia osmundae IAM 14324, 900 nucleotides. RefSeq lists its product as uncharacterized. NCBI's taxonomy places the organism in Eukaryota, Fungi, Basidiomycota, Mixiomycetes, Mixiales, Mixiaceae. The transcript is spliced from 2 exons. The record is from RefSeq and is a predicted model, not a curated record. The coding region runs from base 22 to 861 and encodes 279 amino acids.